CAAAUGCUGAUCGUUUUUGUGUGAUGGCAAUAUGGCGGAUGUAGAGAACGUAGAAACAGGUUCUCAGCAUAAAGAAGACGGAGAAAAAACGAUUGAGGAAGCCCAGAAACAUGAUGAUACAUACACUGCUGCUGAAGUAGCAAUUGCUUUGAGCAAUGAUUCAACAUUAGAUGCGAGAGCACAGCUUGCCAAUUUAAUAUCACUUGUACAUAGUAUUGAAUCGAGUACUGGCGAACCUGAUCACAAGAAAGUCGUAUAUGAAGUUUUUGGAACGGUAUUUGAACAAAAUACUUUUAUCUUGGCUUAUAGGAACGAUAAUUUUGAUUAUAAAUCUCAGAGUUGCGUUUGAAAUGAUUAAAAUUAGGCCACGGUGCAGUAAUCACCCGAAGGUGAAUCAUUAAUCAACAUAGAAUUGUUAAUUGCAACAAUAUUAUUAUUUUGAACUUUUUUUAGCUUGUUGGUGGGAAUUUUGACCUGGAGAUUAAUUUUACGAUCAAGAACUCUCCCAAUCUGUUAAUUCUUCUGGAAUUAUUGCAAUAUUGUGAUGCUUCCUUAUCGGUAAGAAUAUUAAUAUGCAUGACUGAAUAUUGAUCUCAAGUGUCG
Molecule: messenger RNA, 603 nt
Organism: Paramuricea clavata
Lineage: Eukaryota; Metazoa; Cnidaria; Anthozoa; Malacalcyonacea; Plexauridae
Source: the annotation of a GenBank genome assembly